GGGCGGGGCGGCCGCGGCAGCCGGGCUGCGCUGCGCUGCGCUGCGGGGGGCGCGGGCGGCGCGCGCACAAAGGCGGCGCGCGGCGGGGCAGCGGCACCGGCUCCGGCAGCGGCACCGCCCCCGGCCCGGGCCCGGCCCGGCCGCCGCUCCCCGCCAUGCCCGGCUCCAUCUACCAGCCCGACGGCGCCGAGGCCGCCCGCCGCCCGCCGCGGCGCCUGGCGCUGCUCAGCCCGCCGCCGCCCGCCGGGCAGGAGCCGCCGGAGCCCGAGCCGGAGCGGGCGCGGGAGGGGCCGCCGCAGGACGAAGCCGCCGCCCUGAGGUUCGCCCUGGACCAGCUCUCGCUGCUGGGGCUGGAGGAGGCGGGCGAGGCGGCGGAGGCGGCGCUGGCCGAGCCGGAGCCCGGCGGCCUGCUGGAGCGCGGCGGUGGGAGCGGCAGCCCCCCGGCCGCCGGUGCCGCCUCGCCGCCCGCCGCCUUCGGCAGCUUCGCGCCGCACCUGGGCGCGCCCGCGGCGCUGCUGGCCGAGCAGCUGGGCGUGCUGGGCGGCAGGAAGCGGAGCGUGAACAUGACCGAGUGCGUGCCCGUGCCCAGCUCCGAGCACGUCGCCGAGAUCGUGGGCCGCCAAGGCUGCAAAAUCAAAGCCCUGCGCGCCAAGACCAACACGUACAUCAAGACGCCCGUCAGGGGCGAGGAGCCCGUGUUCAUCGUCACCGGGCGGAAGGAGGACGUGGAGAUGGCGAAGCGGGAGAUCCUCUCGGCUGCCGAGCACUUCUCCAUGAUCCGGGCGACGCGCAACAAAGUCAACGGGCUGCCGGGAGCCCUGCAGGGGCCCCCCAACCUGCCGGGACAGACCACCAUCCAGGUGAGGGUCCCGUACCGCGUCGUGGGGCUGGUCGUGGGGCCCAAGGGAGCCACCAUCAAGCGGAUCCAGCAGCAGACGCACACCUACAUCGUGACGCCCAGCCGGGACAAGGAGCCCGUCUUCGAGGUGACGGGCAUGCCCGAGAACGUGGACCGGGCCCGGGAGGAGAUCGAGGCGCACAUCACCAUGCGGACAGGCUCCUUCGUCGACGUCCACGCCGACAACGACUUCCACUCCAACGGCACCGACGUGUGCCUCGACCUGCAGGGCGGCGCGGCCGGCCCCUGGGCCAAAGCCCCCCACCCGGCGCGGCGGCCCUCGGCCGGCCUCCGCCACGACAGCCUGGGCUCCGCCGAGUCCUACUACGGCGGGCGGGCGGCGGACGCCAGCCCCACCAGCCCCUACGGCCCCAGCGGCGGCUUCACCUUCGGCGAGCCCCCGGCGCCGCUGGCCUCGGAGGAGCGCGACUUCGGCUUCGACUUCCUGGCGCUCGACCUCACGGCGCCCGCCGCCAUCUGGGCGCCCUUCGAGCGCCCCGGCCACCCCUUGCCGGCCUUGGGCGGCGGCUCGCGGCGCCGCGGCAGCGGCACGGCCACGCCGCGCCACUCGCCCACGCUGCCCGAGGGCGGCGCGGCGCUGGACCACCCCUCGGCCCGCCGCAUCCCCAGCGACCCCGGCGGCGCCCUGCCCUGGCUGCCCGCCCAGGGCUCCCUCUCCUCCUUCUCCACCAGCACCGGCUACUCCUCCUCCUCCUCCUCGCUGCCCGGCAGCGUCUCGGCCGCCUCGGGCUCGCCCACCGACUCCAGCAGCUCCGAGGGGCCCCGCAAGAGCUCCCGCGAGUGCGUGGUGUGCCUGGAGAGCGAGGUGAUGGCCGCCCUGGUGCCCUGCGGCCACAACCUCUUCUGCAUGGAGUGCGCCGCGCGCAUCUGCGGCGCCGCCGAGCCCCAGUGCCCGGCCUGCCGCGCGCCCGCCACCCAGGCCAUCCCCAUCUUCUCCUAGCCGCCGCCGCGGCCCCCCCGCCCCCGCCCGCGCAGCCUUUUAAGGACUCUGAACUGUUCGAAUCGACCUUUUUAUUUAACGGAUCCGACGGGGGACGUGGGGCGGGAGGGGGAAGAGAGAGGAGUAUUUCUUGCCGGAUGGGAAGCCGGAGGGCGACGAUCGCGGGGGCGGGAGGGACGGCGGAAACGAAAGGGGUCGGGAGGGGUGGGGAAGAAGGGACCGAAGAAGACGACGAGGAAGAGGGGCGUGAAGUUGCGGAGAGGAGAGAGAGAAAAAAAAAAAAAAUCAAAUGUUUACAGAAUAGCUUUAACUCUUAACCCGGCUGUGGCGGCUGGGAGGAGAAAGCCCAGCUGGUCUUCAACAGUCCUUUCCAAAUACCAGUAUUCAGUUUGCAAAGUUAAAUAAACAGAAAGAAAAGGUCCGGUUGCACUUUUUAUUUUAGGACACGCAAGGGUUGUCUUUUAUUUUUUUAAAAGCAUUCUAUUAUUAUUAUAAUUUUUUUGUCGUCCGUUCUUUUUGUAUGUAGUUAUUUUUUUGGAUGAGUCUCGACGGUUCUAUAAAUAUAUAUAUAUUUUUUUUGUAACGCAGGUCUAUCUUCUAUUUUGCCAAUGUGAAAACUGCCCAAAACGUGUUAAGAAAGGGGUCUCGGCUGGGGGGGGGCCAGGCCGGGGCGGGGGCGCCUCGUGGGACGGAGGGGGGCACGGUGAACACGUCACGUCGCAAAAAAAGGAAAAACCCGACAAAUUUCUAUCUCCUUUUUAUUUUGUGGUUGGUUUUUUUUUUAGUUUUAUUUUUUUAUUUUUUACCUCUUUAUGUAUAUGUAGGGAAUUUAUAGGAAAAUAUGUACUUUAUUGAAUAAAUUUUAAAAACUAAGAUAUAUUUUAUUUUAAAAAGAAAAUAACGGACCUUUAACCUUACAUGGCUAAAGUACUGAUUAUAUAUUUGCUGAGCUGACUUGACGGUUAUGAAAAUUGUAUCAAGAGUUUUAUUUUUUGACUUCAAAGCCUUCUUAAUAAAGACUUUUUACUAUAUACCAA
Molecule: messenger RNA, 2896 nt
Organism: Dromaius novaehollandiae (emu)
Lineage: Eukaryota; Metazoa; Chordata; Aves; Casuariiformes; Dromaiidae
Gene: MEX3D
Product: mex-3 RNA binding family member D
Exons: 2
Coding region: 156-1859 (567 amino acids)
Molecular function (GO): RNA binding
Source: RefSeq, a predicted model, not a curated record